AUGGUAUCGCUACGGUCUAUCGCAACCGCUAUUGCGGGAGUCGCCUUGUUCUUCGAAACCUCACUGGCGAGCUCCGUAAAGCGCAACGCCGUUAACUAUAUUUCACUGAUCGACGAGCCUGUCAUUAACACGCCGUCUCACCGAAUCCGCGCCGAUUCGCACUUUGAUCUUCUAUUCUCACUGCACAACAAACAGCAAAAGAUUCGUCUUCAGCUCGAACCGAACCAUGAUAUUUUGCCCGAGAAUUUCGCCAUCACCUACAUCGGGGGCGACGGUGCUGUACGAUCUGUCGAGACGAUAAAGCGAGAGGAGGACAAGGUAUUCAAAGGCUCUGUCUUUGUUCAACGGAUAGGAAGAGAAGGAUGGACAAAGGCCGGCUGGGCAAGAAUCACGAUUCACCGCGAUGGCACAGAACCCGUUUUUGAGGGUACUCUUCGAAUUGACGGAAACCACCACCACAUUCACACCGGUACCAACUUUCAGCAAGUCCGACACGAAGACGAUCCCGUAUUGGCAACCACGGAAAACAGCGACGAAGUCAUGGUAGUCUGGCGCGACUCUGAUAUCAUAUCAUUUCACUCCGAGGAAUUAAAGAAGCGGGAGGCUUCGGCUGCGCUCUGCAACUCUGACACUUUGGGUUUCAACAGCAAGUUUCAUGAACUCGAAAACUUUGAUACAUUUGGCGUCUCAAACUCUAAAUCUCUGUUUGGACGACAAACCAUCGACACUGGCAACGAUGGUAGCAGCAUUGAUCUCGAGUCGACGAUUGGCUCCGUGAACGGCUGCCCGACUAGCCGAAGGGUCGCUCUUCUGGGCAUCGCGACAGACUGUGGAUACACUGCGACUUUCAACUCGUCCGAAGCAUUAAGAAAAAGUGUCAUUCGAAUGGUCAACGAUGCCUCUCAGGUUUAUGAGAGCUCUUUUAACAUCACCCUGGGUAUCCAGAACCUCACCAUCAGUGACGGAUCUUGCCCUGGUAGCCCUUCAGAGACGGCGCCUUGGAACCAAAAGUGCUCUGGUGAUGUUAACCUGUCCGAUCGUCUGAACUUGUUUUCUGCCUGGCGUGGCAAGAAUGCGGAUAGCAACGCAUACUGGACUCUCCUGAGCACAUGUAACACAGACUCUGCCGUUGGUCUUGCCUGGUUGGGUCAGCUCUGUCGUCCUGGUGCUUCAGCCAACGCGAACAGUGGAGGCCGAAACGAAACUGUUGCUGGAGCAAACGUUGUUGUCAGAACAUCAGCAGAGUGGCAGGUUUUUGCCCAUGAGACAGGCCACACCUUUGGCGCUGUCCACGAUUGCACUUCAAGUGCUUGCCCAGUCUCUUCGAACGCUCAAGCAUGCUGUCCCCUGAGCAAAACCUCUUGCGACGCCAAGGGUGAUUUCAUCAUGAACCCUUCGUCCAGGCCCGGUAUCAGUGAAUUCUCACCCUGCAGUAUCGGAAACAUCUGCUCAGGCUUUAGGCGAAACGUCAACAGUGAAUGCUUGACUGAAAACAGAAACGUCAAGACCAUUUCGGGCCAGCAGUGUGGCAACGGUAUCGUCGAAGAAGGCGAGGACUGCGAUUGUGGUGGCGAGGAAAGCUGCGGCAACAACCCCUGCUGUGAUGCGAAGACGUGCAAGUUCAAGGGCAAUGCUGAAUGCGACAACUCCAACGAAGAGUGCUGUACCGAAGGAUGCAAGUUUGCUUCUUCAGGAACUGUCUGCCGAUCAAGCACUGGCCCCUGUGAUCCUGAGGAGAAGUGCACAGGAAAGGACGCGACAUGCCCCAAGGACUCACACAGCGACGACGGUACAGACUGCGGUGACAAUCUAAAAUGCGCUUCGGGUCAGUGCACAUCGCGAGAUGAGCAGUGCCGAGCCAACUACCAGAACACGACAUCAUCAUCACAUGUCAAGGCUUGUACUAACAGCUGCCUCUUGUCUUGU
Messenger RNA from Fusarium graminearum PH-1, 1926 nucleotides. RefSeq lists its product as uncharacterized. Gene Ontology annotation, molecular function: metalloendopeptidase activity. The record is from RefSeq and is a predicted model, not a curated record. Gene Ontology annotation, biological process: proteolysis. NCBI's taxonomy places the organism in Eukaryota, Fungi, Ascomycota, Sordariomycetes, Hypocreales, Nectriaceae. The annotation marks the transcript as partial. The transcript is spliced from 2 exons.